This is a messenger RNA of Mucor velutinosus, 2571 nucleotides long. Its product is annotated as 60S ribosomal protein L21A. The transcript has 2 exons. Gene Ontology annotation, molecular function: lyase activity. The record is from RefSeq and is a predicted model, not a curated record. Lineage: Eukaryota; Fungi; Mucoromycota; Mucoromycetes; Mucorales; Mucoraceae. Gene Ontology annotation, cellular component: periplasmic space. The coding region runs from base 1 to 2571 and encodes 856 amino acids.
AUGUUAUCACUUGAUUUGGGCCCAUCACCUAGAGGAGGAGGAGUCUAUCAAAAGGACAAGAAACUCAAGAAAUCACUCUACUACUCAUCGCAGCAAUCAAAAUGGCUCAAGCUGUUUCUGAUUGUCGUGGGCUUGCUGUUCAUCUUUGGCUAUAUUCCCUUCUUUCGCUUUGUGCGAAACACACCCGACUACAAGACACAUCCCUCAUGGAACAUCAAAGAGAAUCACCAGCCUGCUACAAGGGACAAAAUCAUACUCUACCGCAUCAUAGGCAACGAUCUGCCACCUCGGCACAAGGAAGGCCAAACACUCUCCAACCUGCAGUUUAUAUUGGACCACGAGCCCAGCUUUCCAGACACCCACAAGAUCUUCUUACUGAACCGCAUCAUUGACCCUGUGAACGAGGCAACCAUCAUCAGACUACUCGACAGCUACAAUAUGGACUAUAUCCGUGUUCCUUUUGUGCAAGAAGAAUAUGAAAAGCUGGAUUUUCAACUGGAGAAGUUUCCUGAUGCUGAUUUUCUUCACUCUGAUGAUUAUCGACGAUUCUCCAAAGUGUCCAAACUAAGGGCACUCGAUUAUACCUAUCAUGUCAAGAACCUGUAUGCCAUGAACAAUAACGGAGGUCGCAAUACAGCUAUAGAGCAUGGGCGUUCUUUACCGAACGCAAAGUGGAUUAUGCCUUUUGACGGUAAUUGCUAUCUUAGCCAUAACGGAUUCGAGGAAAUCAGAUCGCAACUUGAUAAAUACGGAAAAGACACCAAGUACUUUGUAGUGCCCAUGACACGAUUGCUGAACAACUCGGUGCUAUUAAACAACCUGGAUGAGAGACCAAAGACGCCAGAGGAGCCACAGAUCAUCUUUCGAUACGACGCCACUGAAGAAUAUAACCUCAACAUGCGAUAUGGACGCAGAAGCAAGCUCGAGUUGUUAUGGCGUUUGGGAGCCUUGGAGAACAGACGACUGAACAGACCCACUGUGCCUUGGGAGCCCACAGAGCGUCCGUACAGCAAAGACAAGGGCAACUUUAAGAACAUUGGUUGGGUGUUUAGAUUGUUUUCAGGCAACCCAUCACAGGAGGAAAACAAAAAGGAAGCUUCAUCUAUUCGUGCAUUCAAUCGACUCAUGGCAAUUCAAUCUUCAUUGGACAGUUUGGACGAAAGCAUCGCUCGCAAGACGUUCCACCACGACAAGCUCUUUUUGUACGAUGAAAAACCAAUGAACCAAGUACGCUACGACCACUGGACAAAGAACUACGAAAUUCGCUAUGCCAUUGAGACACUGCAACGCAAAGCAGAGAUUAUUUUGGAGGAGAGCCAGAAGCGACUUGCACCCAUGUCUUCAGCAACAGACAAAGAGGAUGGCCUUCCGUUCGAUGCAGUGCCGGAGAAGGAUGAAUUGGGCCCACUCUCUCAAAAUGUCACCAUAUUGACCAUGGCCAACUAUUUCACGGGCGAGGAAAAGUUCGGACGUGGUGCAGCCAACCUGAUCCGAGUUCACUUUUUGAAUGAAUACGCAGUGGAGGACGAGGAUGAAUACAACUCUGCGCGCCGCAUUCCCGACGACAGCCAUUUGUUGGAUUUCCUGUCAGAUCAAGGCUACUACUUUCCCAGUCUCAGUCGCAUCUCGCAUGUAGUGCCUAAAUACAGCAACAACCGCAUCUUGAACACGUCUGAUCUCACAAAAACCGACAUUUCCUCGCUGCUGGACUGUAUCCGCAUGCUCAGACACAUGCAAGCGCUGACACACAAGGAAUACAUUGAUUUGCAGGCAAUCACAGCAGAAUUUCUGGAAUAUUUGGUUACUUCACCCACAGGCAUCCAUUUGGCUCAAAUGACAGAUCAUAGAGGCGUCUUGUACGACUUGCAGGUGACAGCCAUGGCUGCAUUCACUGACGAUGUGCGAUUAUUUUUGCGCGUAGCCAAUCGUUGUCGCAUGCGCAUUGGAAAGCAAUUUAGACAAGAUGGUUCUCAGCCUUAUGAAGAAAGCUCAACACGUGGUCGUUUGUUAUCUUCAACUAGCAACAGUGGCAGCAGCAACGACGAUAACAAGCAAAUGGAGUGGCGCGCUAUGCUUCAUUAUGAAACGCUCAAUUUGCAGUAUUGGACCCUUUUGACACGAGGCAUUCAGAACGCUGGUAUUGCAAAGGACAUUUGGCACUAUACUGCAGCCAACGAGGGGCAGAUUUCUCACUCUGUUGUUUCGCAUUUGAAAAAGUACUCUGAUGCGCUCCCGCAACUCAAUGCGGGCGACGCAGCUUUUGUGAAAUCUAGACUACAACCUUUGGCGUACAUGGCACAAGAAGCAUUUAGCCAUAGUCAUUAUGAAAAGAUAGAGAUUGAUCCUCGCGUUAAAGAUAGAACAGAGGCAGAUCGCAUUUGGAUGGUGCAACAUGUUUCGGAUUUUGGUGAGCGAUGGGAUCUACUGGGCCAAGAACAAGAAGAUUUCAAUGUGGAUAUGGAGGAUAUGUUGCAACAACAACAGGAUAUUGCUAAAUUGAUGCAUGAUGAUGCUGUGAAGGGGAGAUUGGGCAUUCCUCCAUUUUGGAUGCUCACUUCCACCUCGUCAUAG